Messenger RNA from Paramecium sonneborni, 1406 nucleotides. Lineage: Eukaryota; Ciliophora; Oligohymenophorea; Peniculida; Parameciidae. The record is from the annotation of a GenBank genome assembly.
AUGAGGCAGGUUGAUCUAAAUAUUCCACUACAGAAAUGUGAAGUUUGGGAAAUAGAAAGUGAGAAAGUAAGAAAAAUGUUAGAAUUUUGAUUAGGUUGUCCAAAGUAAAUAGAUAGAGAUACCAAAAUUUAUGAUUGUAGAAGGUUAAAGGGAAGUAAGACAUAAAAUUCCUUUGACAUAUAUACAUACAAAUAUUGUAUAUCCAGAUGAAAAUGAAUAUUCAUGUGAUGAAGAAGAUUAAGGAUUUGGAGUGGAUCCACUUGCUAUAUAAUAACUAGACAUAAGGAAUAACCUAUCUAAUACUAGGAACUACGUUCGUCAAUAUGAAUUACUGAAUUCCAUUAAUUACCCUCCAGAAUAUUAUAAUGCAAAGGUUGAACGUCUUUAGAGACCAUUGUUAAGAGUGUUCAUGAGAGCAUAAGAGAAUGAGUAAAAAAAUCAUUUUUAUAUUCAUCACUAGUUACCGAAUGAAUAUGCCCUUUCAUCCAAGUAGAGCCUACAAAUAAAAAAGAUUAAAACGACUUAAUAUACAGCUUCCUGAAUUUUAAGUAGGCAGAUAAAUCAUCUAUAAUGAGAAUCUUGUUGCUCUUCAUCUCAUUUCUUAAAUUAAACAGCGUGAACUAUUAAAAUUAAAACUAAUUAAAUAAGAUGAAGAAGAAUUUACCAAUACUUUUAAUAAUUGUUCAGAUAUAUUCAAUACUCUCAAAGAUUUAAGACUUGCCCUUAAAGAAGAAGAACCUUCAGAUAAUAAGGAUAAUAAAUCUAAAAUUUUUGAUUCAUGUUAAGAUCAAGAAUGCUAAUAUUAAUUUAAUACUCCUUUAAUUUCUUAAGCAGUUAUUGAAUUUAUGGAUGAUUAAUUUUAAUCUAUUAAAGAGAAAUAAAUUCUAUGGCCAAAAAAUCCAACCAUAUUAUCUGAUUGGAAUAUUGAUAAUUAUUCUAAAAUUGGUGUCUUUUAAUCAAAUAAACAAUUAGUUUAUUCAACUCUUUAAAGAACACUUUUCAUUUAAGAUAGAACUAAAAAAAAUAAAAAGAAAGUUAAAUUGAUGUUAAUUGAUAGAAAUAGAGCUUCAAUUUUUGAUGGUGUUAGAGCAGAUUAUGAACAUUUUAAUUCUCAUUAUUAAAGACAAUAGAUUAAAAUAGAAAACUCUAUUGAAUCAUAAAGAAAAGAUAUAUAAAAAUUUAAGUAAGAAUAAACAAAAAAAGAAAUGAUUGCAAAAAUGUAGUAGAAAAGAGAAGAAUAAAGAAAGCUACUUAAAAUUAGAUUGAAAGUUAAUUAUGUAGAAGAACCAAAAAUAGUUAAGACUGUAAAAAUAAAACAUUCUGAUGAAUUGAAAUUUUUAUUAGUCAAAAACGAUUCUACUCAUAUUUAAUUGAAAUAAGAGAAUUGUUAAAUCAUUCUAUAAUGA